AUAAUAUUUGUUGUAAAGAUUGUAGCAUAUUUGUUUUGUUUCGGUACUUUAUCACUGUAAAAUUAUUUUCGCACAAGCAUAUUUUUGGAAACAUUCAUGUAGAAUAGAUUGUCUGAAGAACUGCUUAGCAGGGCGGGUAAAUAUUGGUACGAAGCGUCUGCUAAUUAUGUCUGGGAAGCGCAAUAUAUCGUAUGUUAAACCACAAGAUCCUAGUUUUCUAGCCAAGUUAAAAUCACAAAUCGGUUAUAAAGAGGGGCCAACUAUUGAGGCGAAGCGUCAAAGAGUAGAUUUCGAAGAUAAUAGUUCAGAUAGUGAAGGACGACCAGAUCGCGAAGAAGAAAAACCCCAAAUCGUUGUUUUACAAAAAGGAGAUUUGAACGCUGAAGAAGUCGGGUUGGAAGAAGCGCGAAUUGCAAAAGAAGCAGCAGAGGCACGAGCCGAUCUUAGCAAGCCAAUAGUAUUUCACAAGCGUAAAGAAAAGUGCAGAAAUACGGAAACAUUGGCAAAUACAAGCAGCUCCAAAUCUAAUAGCAACGGUACCAAUACCUCUCAGCCAAACAAAACAAAUAAGGAGGAUUUAAAAUCAAUUAAAAAGAAGAGAGAAAAACAAGCAAACAAAUUAUCUUUUAACUUAGAAGAAGAGGACGACGAAUAACCAUAAGAUUGUUUCUUCUUAAAA
Ceratitis capitata (Mediterranean fruit fly) is the source of this 679-nucleotide messenger RNA. RefSeq lists its product as uncharacterized. The transcript is spliced from 3 exons. The record is from RefSeq and is a predicted model, not a curated record. Lineage: Eukaryota; Metazoa; Arthropoda; Insecta; Diptera; Tephritidae. Bases 167 to 655 code for a protein of 162 amino acids.